Messenger RNA from Prorocentrum cordatum, 263 nucleotides. NCBI's taxonomy places the organism in Eukaryota, Dinophyceae, Prorocentrales, Prorocentraceae. The record is from the annotation of a GenBank genome assembly.
GCGCCCGUGGGUGGUGUGCCGCGGAUCCUUCACCGGGUCUUCUUCCUAGAGGGGGGCUGGUGCUCGCCGAGCUUCAAGUCGAUCAGAGCCACCUUCCACGAGAGCAACCCUGGCUGGGAGGAGUGGAUCUGGGGCAUGGACGAGGUCAUCGAGCUGUUCCGGCAAGAGGGCGCCGCGAUCGACCAGCUGCUCGGGACAACGUCAUGCAUAAACAAGAACUGCUCGCAGCUCGGAAGCUUCUCCGAUUACUUCAUGCACCUCAG